AUGGAGGCCAACGACCACAGAAAGUCCUCUGUUCUCUUUGAGAGCCCGGAUAAGAGCCUCAUUGUUCUAGACAUCCCUACGUCUCUAGAAGAGAGCCAGGUUCUCCCGUCUCAGGUCCCCCGCCGCCGCAUCGUCUCCGCAUCGCCCCCCGCAACUCCGUAUGAGCCCCGGCAUGGAGGAGGCGAUCAUUCGGCAUUUGCGACUGCGUCUCCUGGCGCGCAGUUGGCUGAACUCAUGACCGCUGAAACGGUCAGCAGCGCCUUGCAGGACCUUGCCAGCACAUACUCAUAUUCUGGACCUUUCCAUCAGGACCGGCUGGUUCAGCCACAACAAGCACCGUCAGUAUCCGCUCUGCCGCCUUUGAUACCAGACAAAGCCGAAUUUCUUGAUGGCUCUAUUGAGGCCAUGCGUGAUACCUUUCACAUGUCAGCUCCCAAGUUUGAUCUUGUUGUGUUAGAUCCUCCAUGGCCAAAUCGAUCUGCCAGGAGAAAGACAGACAAGUAUGCUACUGUAUCAAAUCUCAAGGAGAUGCGCAACCUCUUGCUACACAUUCCUCUAGCUUCUCAUCUUGCACCAGAUGGACUAGUUGCCGUCUGGGUCACUAAUAAGCACAGCAUUCACGACUUUUUGACUUCCCCAACAGGGCUGUUCGCUACUUGGGGUCUCGAGUUUGUGACUGAAUGGACAUGGCUCAAGGUUGCUGCGUCAGGUGAACCAGUCUACGACAUUGAGUCAACAUGGAGGAAGCCAUGGGAAAAGCUCAUCAUAGCGAAGCGCAUCGGAAGCCAGAAGCCAGAAGCUCUUGAGUCCAAAGUCAUCGUGGCAAUCCCUGAUGUCCACUCACGAAAGCCCAACCUGCGAGGUCUCUUUCAAGAUGUCACCGGCAAGGAUUGUCUUGGCCUCGAGAUCUUUGCUCGUAACUUGACUGCUGGUUGGUGGGCUUGGGGGAAUCAAGUUUUGCGCUUUCAACAGCCCGAACAUUGGCAUGACAUAGAACCGUGA
This is a messenger RNA of Fusarium proliferatum ET1, 1002 nucleotides long. RefSeq lists its product as uncharacterized. The transcript has a single exon. The coding region runs from base 1 to 1002 and encodes 333 amino acids. The record is from RefSeq and is a predicted model, not a curated record. NCBI's taxonomy places the organism in Eukaryota, Fungi, Ascomycota, Sordariomycetes, Hypocreales, Nectriaceae. Gene Ontology annotation, cellular component: RNA N6-methyladenosine methyltransferase complex; nucleus. Gene Ontology annotation, molecular function: methyltransferase activity; nucleic acid binding.